This is a messenger RNA of Erigeron canadensis, 1833 nucleotides long. RefSeq names its product protein WHAT'S THIS FACTOR 1 homolog, chloroplastic. The coding region runs from base 378 to 1694 and encodes 438 amino acids. Lineage: Eukaryota; Viridiplantae; Streptophyta; Magnoliopsida; Asterales; Asteraceae. The record is from RefSeq and is a predicted model, not a curated record. The transcript has a single exon. Gene Ontology annotation, molecular function: RNA binding.
UUUACAAGCCAAACAAGAUUACAAAUAUGAUAAAUUUCAAUUCCAAUUCCUUUAAUGAAUUUUAAUUCUUUCAAAAAUAAACGACUGUAAAGAUUUCUUACUUUUCAAAACAUUUUGGGAGUCAGGAGAGACUUCACCGACCUUUCCCGUUGGCGACCUCUAUCUUCUGUUGGCCUUCUCUACCAUUUUACAAUUUUUUGAUACAUAAAAAUUUACCCACAUCAAAUCUUGAUAAAAAUUUCUAACAAAAACACCUUACAUGAUGACAGUGUUACUAUUAAAAAUCCCAUUUUGAUUCGAAAGGGGAGGUAUUCUGUUUAUCAUUUCAGUCAGGCAUUUCAACAAACACCUGAUUAGCAAACACUUCCAAUUUCUCUAUGGCAACCCAGCUUAUAAAACCUCUAACCAAAUCAUUCAACAAUCUUUACUGUCUAUUCACAUCCUCACAUUUACGACUAAUGACAACCAGCAAACGUGUUCAAGACCGAAGCCAACAGAAACGAGUCCACGCCCUUGAAAUCGCAGUCGAAAAACACAAAAUUGCCUCGAAAAUCUUGUUUUUAUUGGAGCUUUUAAAGCAUGAACCCCAACAAAUCAUACCCAUUAGGUCCCUUGACCAACACAGACGUUCACUAAACUUGCCAAAACCACAUAAAUUAUCCGACUUUAUUCGAAAAUCUCCAAAAUUGUUUGAAAUGUAUAAGGACCAUAGGGGUACCACGUGGGUCGGGUUAACGAAAAAAGGCGAAGAAUUGGUUGAAGAAGAAGAGAGAUUGAUUGCAGAGAAUGAAGAAAAGGCGUUAGAACAUGUUACUAGGUUGUUGAUGAUGUCUGUGACAAAGAUUCUACCUUUGGAUAAAAUAGCACAUUUUAGGAGGGAUUUGGGGUUACCAUAUGAUUUUAGGAAGAAUUGGGUGUAUAAAUAUCCAGACGUUUUUCGGGUUUUUAAAAAUGAGGAUGAAGUUGAGUACUUGAAGCUUGUUUCUUGGAACCCGGCUUGGGCUGUUACAGAAGUUGAAAAAAAAGUUCUUGGUGUUACGAAAACGGAUGAUCAUGUUCCGGGUAUGCUGUCGUUGCCAUUUCCGAUGAAGUUUCCUCCUGAUUACAGGAAAGUGUAUAGGUAUAGAGGGCCGAUUGAACAUUUUCAAAAAAGGGAGUAUCUUUCUCCAUAUGCAGAUGCAAAGGAGCUCAAGGCGGGGUCGGUUGAGUUUGAUAAACGAGCAAUUGCGGUAAUGCACGAGGUGUUAAGCUUUAUGAAUGAGAAACGGUUGGUUACUGAUCAUUUAACUCACUUUAGGAGGGAAUUUGUGAUGCCCCAAAAGUUAAUGAGGAUAUUAUUGAAGCAUUUUGGGAUAUUUUAUGUUUCUGAAAGAGGGAAAAGAUUUAGUGUUUUCUUGACGGAAGCUUAUGAAGGUUCUGAGUUAAUUGAGAAAUGCCCGUUGGUUGUUUGGAAGGAGAAAGUUGUGAGUCUUACUGGUUAUAGAGGAAGGAAGAAAAAGAUUGAAACUUUUGAUGAUCUGGCUGAUUUGGAGGAUGUUGAUUUGUUUGAGAGUGAUUCCGAGGAUGAAAACAUGAUUCGGGUAGAUAAAUCUUUUAAAGAAGAGGAGACUAUGAGUGAUGCUGCAGAUGAAGUGGUUCCACAUUACUCUGAAAUGGACAUUGGAGAAGUUUUGAAAGCUUAUAAAGAUACGUAAAUGUAGUAAGGUUUGUGUUCUUUUAGCGCUUUUAGUUACAUCACAUAGCUUUAGCAUACUAUUGAUCCGCUUUAAGCUCAUUUUCUACCUUUCAUUGAAUGACUAAGUAAUUUUUUGAUAAUAGUGUUAUUAAAGACAA